Candida albicans SC5314 is the source of this 1116-nucleotide messenger RNA. RefSeq lists its product as uncharacterized. Gene Ontology annotation, cellular component: mitochondrial inner membrane. NCBI's taxonomy places the organism in Eukaryota, Fungi, Ascomycota, Pichiomycetes, Serinales, Debaryomycetaceae. The record is from RefSeq and is a predicted model, not a curated record. Gene Ontology annotation, biological process: inner mitochondrial membrane organization. The coding region runs from base 1 to 1116 and encodes 371 amino acids. The transcript has a single exon.
AUGUUAAACCCAUGCAGAAACAACCCGAUAGUGGCUAAGUCACUUAAAUAUUCAUCUUUAACAAAGUCAUCCAUACGACCAAUUAUCACAUCAUCUACAACCAAUCAACAAGCAAUACUCAAUAGUAGCACAAUAACCAUUGAUAAACCGUUGGUUACUGGAUCAGGACCUUUUGUCGAAGUACCGAAAUUCAAACCAAUUGGAAAUCCUGCCAAAAUCUUACAGGUGGUUUUACCCCAAUCAUCGAAAUUAAAUGUCCGAUCAAUUUCAAAUUCAAUAAUUGCCAUUGAUAACAGUAGUACGGACCAGGCACCAGAUAAUGAAGCAUUUAUUGUGAACAAUAAACAUUCAGUUAUUGAUUAUCAGGAAAUAUAUAGUAAAUGUGAUCUUAAUUUGAUUAUACAGGGUAACAAUGAGAAUAACUUCAAAUUGAUUGAAUUGAAAAAUCAACAGCUGAAAAGCCAAGAUGAUUGGAUAAUUCUUCAAGAUUAUAAUUUGAUUGGUUGGAUUGAUAACUUUAAACUAAAUAUUGAAUCAAUUGAUUUGUUAGACAAGUUUUCAAGCUUAAAAGUUAAUGGUAAUGGGUAUGUUUUAAUUGAUGGUGGAAGCAAUGAAGUAUAUGAGUUGGAUUUAGAUGAAAACGAAGACAUGUUGGUCAAUUUGAAUAGUUUAAUUGCCAUUAAUAAACCAUCAUCAAUAUCACUUGCGACUGAUUUGAAAUAUCAAGUGAUUCCUUAUUUCAAUGGUAUAUAUAACCCAAUUAGUUCAUAUGUACGGAUCCCAAAAUUUUCAAUUCCUAAAUAUGGAAUAACUAGUGAAGUGUUUAAUCCAAUAAGAAAAUCAAUCCACACCUUAACUAAUAACUAUAAGAAAUUUGUACAAAACAUCAAGACUGAAGCUGAUAAGUAUCAUUGGUUGACCAUCAUUCGAGCAAACACAACUAAAAUUUAUCAAUAUAUUUAUAGUAAAUUGUUCUAUAAUAGUGAAGGGAUAUUACUAAGAAGAAACCCAAUAUUUAUGAAAAUUAAAGGUCCUGCUAAACUAAUUAUGAAUAAUAAUGAAACGAUAAAUAAUAAUAGGUUAUUUACCUUCAAAGAAAUCAAAUCGAUCAAUUAA